Messenger RNA from Salarias fasciatus (jewelled blenny), 1691 nucleotides. RefSeq names its product mitogen-activated protein kinase kinase 1 (gene map2k1). NCBI's taxonomy places the organism in Eukaryota, Metazoa, Chordata, Actinopteri, Blenniiformes, Blenniidae. Gene Ontology annotation, molecular function: ATP binding; protein kinase activity. The transcript is spliced from 11 exons. Gene Ontology annotation, biological process: protein phosphorylation. The coding region runs from base 198 to 1385 and encodes 395 amino acids. The record is from RefSeq and is a predicted model, not a curated record.
GUGACGUUUCAUUCACAUCCACCCAUUAAGAAGAAUCGGAUCCUCUGCAGCCCCGCAGCGCCUCACACCGCUGCUGUUUCCUCCCCUGUCAGUGCCGCUCAGACCCGGCCGAGUCCUCCCGAACGCCGCAGAUCCUCCGUCUGCCCUCCGUGCGUCCGUCCACACCGCUGCGGCCGCACGAGCUUGCUGAGCAGAAGAUGCAGAAGAGAAGGAAGCCAGAGCCGAUCCAGCUCAACCCGAUCCCCGAUGGGAACGCGAUCAACGGCACCGGAGCCACCGAAACAAACUUGGAGGCGCUGCAGAAAAAACUGGAGGAGCUGGAGCUGGACGAGCAGCAGCGAAAACGCCUGGAGGCCUUUCUGACACAGAAACAAAAGGUGGGAGAGCUUAAGGACGACGACUUUGAGAAGAUCUGUGAGCUCGGAGCGGGAAACGGGGGAGUCGUCUUCAAGGUCUCCCACCGGCCCUCUGGGCUGAUUAUGGCCAGGAAGCUGAUCCACUUGGAGAUCAAACCAGCCAUCAGGAACCAGAUCAUUAGAGAGCUGCAGGUGCUGCACGAGUGUAACUCCCCAUACAUCGUGGGCUUCUACGGGGCUUUCUACAGCGAUGGAGAAAUCAGCAUCUGCAUGGAGCAUAUGGACGGCGGCUCACUGGAUCAGUCACUCAAGAAAGCAGGAAAGAUCCCCGAGCAGAUCCUUGGCAAAGUCAGCAUCGCGGUCAUUAAGGGACUCUCCUACCUGAGAGAGAAACACAAGAUCAUGCACAGAGACGUCAAACCUUCUAACAUCCUGGUGAAUUCCCGCGGUGAGAUCAAGCUGUGUGACUUUGGAGUCAGCGGACAGCUGAUAGACUCCAUGGCCAACUCCUUCGUGGGGACUCGCUCCUACAUGUCGCCGGAGCGUUUGCAAGGCACCCACUACUCUGUUCAGUCAGACAUCUGGAGCAUGGGCCUGUCCCUGGUCGAAAUGGCCAUCGGGCGCUUCCCCAUCCCACCACCCGAUUCCAAGGAGCUGGAACAGAUCUUUGGCUUCCCGGUGGAAGGAGAGGCCGCCGCCAGCGAGUCCUCUCCGAAGCCCCGGCCCCCUGGGCGGCCCGGCAGCUCGUACGGCCCUGACAGCAGGCCUCCCAUGGCCAUAUUUGAGCUGCUUGAUUACAUUGUCAACGAGCCUCCACCAAAGCUUCCUGGAAUAUUUAGCCCGGAAUUCCAAGAUUUUGUGAAUAAAUGUUUGAUCAAGAAUCCUGCAGAAAGAGCAGACUUGAAGCAGUUGAUGGUGCACCAAUUUAUCAAGCAGUCUGAGGCGGAGGAAGUGGACUUUGCUGGCUGGUUGUGCAGCACCAUCGGACUCAGUCAGCCUGUCACACCGACCCACGGUACCACAAUGUGAGGCCUCAUCAGGUCUUCUAAUGACUUUGUAUCAUUAGUAAAAAUGUGUUUAUACAGAGUACGCUGUGUUUGAAGAUUUGUGCAAUCGAUAGAUAUAUUUAGAAUACAAAACCUACAUGCCAAGUGAAAAAAUAUGUAAAAUAAUUGUUUAGGCCCAUUUGCAGGCCUGCUUGAAAAGCCAUCUUUUUCUAAAGAUCAAAUAUUAAGUGAAGAUAAUGCUGCUCAACCUGUGUGCUUGAUACCCCCCCCAAAGUCUUUACAGUGCCAGAGUUUAAUCUUUGUAAGCUUGUGUGAAAAUAAAUCAAGU